Messenger RNA from Panicum virgatum (switchgrass), 6557 nucleotides. RefSeq lists its product as uncharacterized. The record is from RefSeq and is a predicted model, not a curated record. The transcript has 5 exons. Lineage: Eukaryota; Viridiplantae; Streptophyta; Magnoliopsida; Poales; Poaceae. The coding region runs from base 3944 to 5110 and encodes 388 amino acids.
CGCCGCGCGACCAGCCGGGACUCCUAAGUCCGGCUCGGACCGGAGUCCUGCUGCGUGCUGCCUCCGACCUCUGUCCCGAACCGCCCGGUCUUGCCGCGGCCUGGGCUAUAAAAAGAGGCCCCGGCGCCCUUGAGCUCUCAAACCUAAGCCUCAAGUUGCCGCCUUCGAUCUCCUCGUGAGCCGCGCGCCGACGCCGAGAAGCCGCAGCCCUAGCUUCGCGCUGCUCCGCCGAUCCCGUUGCACCCCUCCGCGUACCGCAGAAUCGGUCGAUGUGAGUCCUUGCCGCCGUCGGUCGCCGCCGCCGGCCACCGUUCUUCGCUCGUGUUCGCCCGCGGUAAGUCGCCUAGGCGAGUUCUCCGUGUAGCCCCGUCCCUUUUCCGCCGCUCUUCGGUGAUCCCCGGCCAUUGGAGGCCGUCACCGGCGUAUCCCCGGCGAGUGCGCCGCCGCCGCGCCGCUGUAGAGCGCUGCCGGCCGGUGUUUUACCCGAAGCCGUUUCAACCGCUGGAUCCAAAGCCAAGGGUCUAGAUUAGAUCCAGAUUAGUUUUCUUUUAAAUCUAUUUUGGUUUUAUAAUUUUUUAUGUUUAUGACAUCAUUGCUGAUGCAGUAAAUCUGUAGGAUUUAGUUUGCAUCUGAAAAUCCAGUGGAUAAUGUCGCUUUUGCAGGUUGAUCCAUGAUCUUUUAGAAAAUAAACCCUCAGUCCUAGUGUCAAAACACGAUUUGCCAGUCCCACACGGGAUGCCCCGUGGAAGGUUUUUGUUCGGUGGUGGUCGCUUGCCUGAGGCUCUCGAUAGUGACACAGGGGACACAGAUUUAUACUGGUUCGGACCCUCAAGACGAUGAGGUAAUACCCUAUGUCCAGCUUUGUUGUAUUGCUUAUUGUUUGAUGUGUUGCGUGAUACAAAAUCGGGGGCACUGGCCCUGCUUAUAUAGCAUGGGGAGGGUGAGACCGCCCUAGAGUUCGACUCGGAUACAAGAGUUGUACUAUGACUGUUUACAAUGGAGACCAAGUCGUUGGCCAACUAUAACUCCCUAUUUUCUAUAUUUUGGCUAAGUCUUGUCUUCCGAAGCCUUCCUUGUCUUAGACUCUUUCUGGAUUCUCCUAGUUGGGCCUUCCCAGUGUGGUCCAUACGAUGGUCCCCCGACUUUGGCAUGGUUGAACAACUCUUUAAGGCAGACUUGAUCUUGUCUCCUUCUUCAUAUCCCUGUCUUCGAGUUGAGAAGCCAUGGUAAACUCUUCCCCCGAGUCGAUCAUAAGAGUUGAAUCAUCCUCGAAACUGGUCGAGGAUAGCUCCAUCAGAGUUUGACUCUAUCCAAUUUCGUGAAAAAAUUCCAUGGUGUGCGCGCAAGCGCACCCAUGGGUCCUAGCCCCUGACUAUCAAGUUAAUUGACUCGACAAUUAAAAUGAUAGUUAAAAACCCCAUCUAUAUUAUUUAAAAUAUUCCCAAAUAAUUUCCUCGAAACUGGUCAAAGAACUCAAGUUCGACUCGAGUCAAUUUCGUGCAAAGAAUUCUAUAGUGUGCGCGCAAGCGCACCCAUGGGUACUAGCACCCGACUAUCAAAUUAAUUGACUUGACAAUUAAAAUGAUAGUUAAAAAAACCUUUCUCCUUGUUCACACCUCCAGUCAACCGGUGACCAGAGUUAAAGACCUGGAACACCUCCCCAGGUAACUCUCCACCUACCUGCUCCGAGUUAAUUGCUCCUCGGAAGUUCAAGCACCGCACCGCCUAGAACUGUGACCGUUGCUCCUCCAUCUAUAAAUAAACCCGCAGCGGUUCCCGGAUCCGAUCGCGCUACAGUUGCAAACAUCCCGACCUUUCUUCUUCCUCGUCUCCUUCGCUUCUCCAAAGGACUUCGCACUCCGCCCAUUCGAUGGCCGGCCACAAGCGCUCCGGGGAGGCGUCUUCCUCCGGCGAGCCCCUCCGGCGAAUGCUCCGCCGCCAAGGGUACUCUUUUCUUGAUUCUUUCCCUUCACAUUGUUUCUAUCUAGGGCUUUUUAACCAAAUUGCGGUUUCUUGAUUUUGCUAGGGCAUUCUCAUCCGCCGGCCCUCUGCCCGGGGCACACGGUGCUCCGGCCGUACCUGCUCCUCCUGCGCCUCCUCCUCCUCUAGCCCCCGUGCCUGUUCUCGCUACUCCUGCCGCCCCUGCUGCCGCCGGGGCUUUGGAGGCGGCAUUGCAGCGAGUCACCGCAGAGCGCAACGCUCUCCGCGCCACCUUGAUGGCUGCAGAGGAGGAGGCAGAGCGCGCCCGGGCACUCUCUCGGAGGCCGAUGGCCGCGUCGCCGAUAAGUAAUUUUUCCCCUUUUUCGGAAAAAACCCCAAUACUACUGUUCCUCAACUCUUCUCUCCUCUGAUUUCAGACCUGAUUGCCAAGAAUCCGGAGCUGCGCGAUCACGCGGAGGACGCUGCUUCCUCUGUCAAUGCCCUGGGCCCCUUCCUUGUCGACCGCCUCGCCGCCAUCCCCGACCGAGCUCGGGAGACUGUGGCCCAUGGGGCCAGGGAAGGAGCACGUGCCACUCUUGCAGUGGUACGCCACGCCUACCCUCAGAUUCCCGUUGAGCACCUCCCAGCGGCCAUGCUAUGUGGGGCUUGGCAGGAUUAUCAGGGCGGGCUAGAGGAAGCCGCCUCUGCCAUCGCCGCCGGUGCGAACGUCGAGGCAGCCUUCGAUAGGCUGUUCGACGACAACUCGGAGGAUGACGAGUAAGGUCAUUCCUCGAGUCGCGUGUGAUGAAGUAGUUUUCUUUUGUUUUGUAAAUAUUUGGAAUGCAACUCUGCGCCACGUGUGCUUUUGGACAUCUGCCUGAUCUGUGGUCAUCGAACCACAUUAUCCAGUUUCUGUGAUGAACUGGUCAUCUGUGUGUCUUGCGUGAACUUUUCUUCCAACAUCGAGUUAAUUACGCCAGCGAUUUGUGAAUUUACUAAUGACUUGCAUUAGUAUUUGAUUAUACUCAUUAGGCUGGCCGAUAUAGAAUCAAAAAACCCCCGAGUCAUUUCGCAUCUUAUCUUAUAGAAAGAGUCAGCAAAAGGCCUCAUGAGGCACGCGAAGUCGGUGUAUAAUGACAAGCACUAUAACCCGCUGGUAUUUCACCAAACUUUUUCUUACUCGCACGAUAUAGGCUAGUAUCGAACUGAAGCCCCCGAGUUAUUCGCACCUUAUCUUACUGGAAGAGUCAGCUAAGGCCUCCUUGGGCGUGCGAGUCAGAAUAUAGCGACUAGCACUAAUUCCCGCUGAUACUGUUGAUCAGACUCCAUUAUACUCGCAAUGCAGGCUGAUAUGGAAUCAGAGCCCCCGAGUUGGCUCGCAUCCUAUCUUAUAGAAAGAGUCGGCAAGGCCUCGGGCGGCAUGCGAAUCAGAACCCAGCGAACUGAGUUCCUGCUGACGACUUGCGUCAGACUUCGUUUAUACUCGCAAUGCAGGCUGAUAUAGAAUCAGAGCCCCCGAGUUGGCUCACACCCUAUCUUAUAGAAAGAGUCGGCUCAGACCACUAUCGAUGUGUGAGUCAGCACUCAAUUGCUCGAGUUCCCGCUGACGACUUGCGCCAGACUUGUCUUAUACUCAUAGCAAGUUAGUCUUGAACUAGAGCUCCCGAGUCAAUUUACUGGAAUAAUAUUCUGGGCAUGUUAUCCCAUUUAAUUAAAUAAGUUUUGAUAACUUACCUUAUCUUCAUACCAUUUGAAAUCUAGAUCCCAGAUAAUUUGGAUCUUCGCUGCCCCUGUGUAUCAUCCCAUAACGGGCUCACGCAUAUGUCGGGCAUUCUUGUUUUUCACAAGCCGUUGAAAAGGAAAGAGCUACCUGACCCCUUUGACCCUUGACAACAACCUGUGACCUAGCGCUCCAAUCUUCCCCAGUCCACAGUGCUCUCUCCGCCGCCAGCGCUCACCUUCGCCGCUGCACUCCUCAAUCCGAGAAGCUUCUGUGAGCUCACCACCUUCCACCGUGAUCUCCAUGAUGUCGUCAUCAGGCCGCCGUUUGUCCUCUCGCCACUCCGACAAGGCGCUGACUUCUUCCUCCACCGGGGAGAAGAAGGCUCUUUCCGGCAAUAGCGAGAGCGACGUUGUCACCACCAAGGUCAGUGCCGCUGCCGCCCGGCGCACCGAAAAGGAGAAGAAUAAGCAGAUUGUCCCUCCUCAAUCAAAGGGAAAGGAGGGAGCCACCGAUGAUUCCGGUGACACUGAGGAGAUUGAUCCUCAGACGGUCAAGUCCAUUCCUGAUGUAGAAGAAGAAUGGAGUUCUUCCGUCACCGACGAGCGUCGUCUGGUGAAGCUAACUGCUAAUGGGAUUCUCCCGGAGAAAGCCCUAAUUGGUUGGAGAUCCAAUGUCGGUAUGAAUUUCCCUACUCCCGCAACCAACGAAGUUGUCCUUUUCGAGAUGUUUUUCCAGGCUGGUCUUGGCCUCCCCAUCUGCGAUUUCCUUCAAGGAAUCCUGUACUUCUACCUGAUUGAGCUAUACAAUCUGAACCCCAACUCCAUUCUACAAAUCGCCAUUUUUGUCCAUCUCUGUGAGGCUUUUCUUGGCAUCGAGCCUCAUUACGACCUUUUCCGCCAUGUUUUCCAUCUCAAAACCCAGAAGAGGAAGAACAAACUUCGUCUGGUGGGUGGAUGUGGGUUCCAGGCUAGGAUAGGAGCUAAGAGCUGCUAUCUCACUACCCUGCUGAAAUCUUCGCAAGGGAGUUGGUCCACUGAGUGGUUUUAUCUGGCCGACCCGGAGAGUUCUUUAGCUCCUUUCUCUCACCCCGGGAAGUGGCCGAUCUACAACCCUUCCUGGGAGAAUGCUGAGUUGCUCAGCCUCCAAAAUCUAAUUGCCGACCUGAGGCAGGCUGGUCCAGACGCUAUUGAAGUUGCUCGAGACUUCCUCGCCCGUCGUGUACAACCUCUGAAGUUGAGGACUGGGAGUGCCUGGGAAUACUCUGGACCAUCUGAUGGAAACUGGGAAAAGAAUGAAGAGCCGAGCGAGAAAGAAGUGAACGCUCGCCUUCAUAAACUAUUUUCCGGAAACCAAUUCCCGGGAAGAGAAAGAUUUGUAUGUUGCCUUUCACUUCCUACUGAGGAGGAAAUGGUUGGUCAAUCUCUGGUCACCCCCUUCUGGAGGGGAAAUAGUUGGCUCAAGCACUAAUGUUAGAAUUCCACUCGACCCGCUUCAGCGAGCAGGCAAACGUCCCUUGACUCCAGAAGUCCAGGCCGAGACUAAACGCCUCAAACAUCAAGCCGAGUCGAGGAAAGAUUUCAAUGUGUCCAGCGGCACAUUCCCUGUGUCAUCCCAAAUACCAGAGCACCUUCAGCCGAAUCCAGUUUCUCCUCUUGAGGAUCCUCCUGCUCAGCCGAAGAAUAUCCCUGCUCUGGCUACCCCAAGAGUGACCGGCACCUUGAGAGCAAAGCCCUCUUUGAAGAAGAAGAGCAACUUGGGCACUUCUAGUCCAGCAUCUCCCAAGGCUGCUGUCGACGACUCUUCUGCCAAUCUCUAGCCUCAACCUACUGGUGAUGCAGGGGUUGCCCAGCUUACUCGAGCCCCCGAGUUACUUCUAUUAGAAGGUGUCAGCGGUUCCACGCCCCCUCCUCCACCUUUCGCCUCCCAACCAAUUGAUGGGGGAGAUGAUAUCAGUGGAGAUGAGGACGAUAUGAAAAUCAGUUAUAUGGGCGAUGAUGGAUCCCCCAUCUUCUUCUCCUUGGCUGCUGAAGACAUCGACCUUAAUUCAAUGCGGGAUGUGUACCAACACCUGGGCCGACUCAUUGAGAGUACAGCCACUAGGGCCCAUACAAAGACACAGCUGAUAAAGAAAAUGGCUCCUUCUUCGGAAGAAGGAGGAACUCUCAAGGCUGAGCUGAUCGAAGUUCGCCAUGAAGCUGAUGCUCAGUGCAAGGCUGCUGAAGAAGCUCAAGCUCAUGCCCAAGAAGCUAAGGAGAUCCUUGCUAAAAAGGAGAUAGAACUCGCAGCUUAUAAGCAUCGAUUCGCUCUGUCUUUUGAAAACUUGCAAACGAAGCUUGAGACGGCUAGGCGCGACCGAGAGGCAGCCUAGAAAGAGCAUGAGACCACAUUAUCAAAUGUCAAGAAUGUUCUUGACAAUUUAUAUGGACUUUCUGGGAACUCCUCAAGUACUUCUUCGUCCAGGGAGAUUACUCAGCUACUGGAGCGAGCCCCCGCCCAAUUGGAAUUCAGGAUCAUGCAAGGGAUAGAGCAGACUCUAGCUCUUUCCAAAUCUUGGUAUGGGGAAGAAUAUGACCUGGCUGAGUUGUCUCAGGGUUUCAAUGCGUCUUCUCCAGGGCAAACGAUCUCCUUUGUAGAAGAAGUUCGUCCAUUGGUUCGACCAAUUGGUGAAGCACUAGGCCUCCUAGCUCCUCCUUCAGCGGACUCAUCUCGUGCUCAAGCCACACUCGGUGAUGCUCAAGAUGCAAACAAUGAAAAUCCCGAGGGAGAGAAAGAUUAGACUUUGGUCAUAAAGGGAAGGAACAUUAGCGAGAAACAUUUGCAUGAUGUAAUAUUUAAGUUAAAUACUCUGUCUAGUUUCUGUCUAGAAUCCUAUCCUUUCAAAUGCUUUGCACAAGUUAAGUUUAAGUUGUGUAUC